Messenger RNA from Biomphalaria glabrata, 3215 nucleotides. Its product is annotated as C-factor-like. NCBI's taxonomy places the organism in Eukaryota, Metazoa, Mollusca, Gastropoda, Planorbidae. The record is from RefSeq and is a predicted model, not a curated record. The transcript is spliced from 4 exons. Bases 136 to 906 code for a protein of 256 amino acids.
UCACAGCAAACGUAUAACUUUACGGCAAAUGAAUAAGCACUUUUCUGCCCUUUGUUAUUGUCACAUUCAGCAAGACAGGAUUACAGGUCACAGGGUCCAACGCCGUUUUCCUCUGAAAGAACUUUUCACGGCACAAUGCCUUUAACAGCGCGAACAAUUUUAAUAACAGGAGCUUCCCGUGGCUUGGGCUUAGAAUUUGUUAAACAAAUUGUGAAAUCGUCGACACCUCCAGAAGUUGUGAUCGCAACUUGUAGAAAUCCGGAGAAAGCGGUAGAUUUGCAAAAUAUUGCACAAGGCAAUCCAAUAUUGAAAGUGAUAAAAUUAGACGUAGAGACAGACGAUGAUUUAGAAUCAGCAUUUCAGGAAACCAAAGCUGCUGUUGGAGAUCUGGGUUUAAAUCUGCUUAUUAAUAAUGCUGGCAUCUAUGAUAAAGGGAAACCUGGAACUCUGGCUGACAUUUCAAGAGAGUCCAUGCAGAAUCAUUUCAAUAUCAAUGUAUCAGGUCCCAUAGCUGUAGCACAAAAGUUCCUUCCUCUUAUUAAACAAGCUGCUUCUCAAAGUAAUGUUAAAAAAAUCACACCUAACAAAGCAGGAAUAAUCAUGGUUUCUUCUAUAAUGGGGUCACAACAAUUGACUUACAAGGAUGGUAAUGGAGCAUGUUUGCAUUACAAAUGCUCAAAAACAGCAAUAACUAUGGCCAGUAUAUUGAUGGCCAGAGAACUAAAGGUAGCUGGUAUUUUUGUGGCUGCUUUGCAUCCUGGUUGGGUCAGGACUGACAUGGGCACCUCUCAAGCUCCAUUGAGCCCAGAAGAGAGUAUUGAAGCUUGUCUUAAUGUUAUAGGAAAUGCUGGAGAGGAUGUGAAUGGAAAAUUGAUUUCAUUCACAGGGGAUAUUCUUCCCUACUGAUUACUGGGUAUUCAAAAAAAAAAUUGACAAAUGAUUUAUGUAUUUUUGUUUUGGUUUAAAGUUAUUUAAAAAAGAUUAUUUUUAAAAAUCUUUCUUAUAUUUGUUUAAAAAUUAUAGCAUAUUUUAAAGCCAAAACUUUGUAUCUAAAUGUGUAAACAAAUUGUGUCUAGUGGUGUUUUUUCAUUUAGAAGAGCUUGAUACUAUGUUGUGAUUAUAAUGUCAGUAGAAUAAAAAGAUUAGUUUAAGGUGAAGCAAUUACCAUUUAGCUUGGUAAAAACAUUCUCAAAUUUUAAAACUAAGUCACAACUUAUGCCUAGUCAUGUCGUAUGCACCAUCUUGAUGUUCCCAUAUCAAAAUCUACCAGUCGCCAUACCUCGCUGUCCUGUUGGAGGUUUGGGCUAGGAGAGAAUAAUCUUCAACUUGUUAAAAAACACAAACUAUUUUGCACAACAUGUCAGUCAUGUUGUAUCACCUAAUGCUAGACUCUGGACUCAGGAAAUUGAUCUGUUGUAAAUUUAAACAAAUGAAACCUAUACUUUCUCAGUGAUAAUUUUUUUUAUUCUCAAUAUGAGGAAACUUUUUUGUUAAUAAGCUAAUUAGAAUUCACCCUUGUUUUCUUUGCGUUCUAAAGGCCAAGUAUUUGUUUAUGGUACUAUGCAAGUUGUGAUUAUAGCAUUGUUUAUUAGCUAUUUUUACACUAAAAUAUUUAAAAUGUUAUUGAAUAUCAUAUAAUGUCCACUGAUCUUAUGACUUUAUUUGUAUAAAGUUAUUUUUAGUUGGUCACUUGCUUGUCCUGCUAUUUAUAUUAUAUUAUUAUGAAUCUCACUAUCCAGGCUCUCUGCAAACUGCACCUUACACCACCAACUUAAAGAACUUGACAACUCAGGGCUCCAAAGUAACGUAACACUUUAAUAGUUGAAUAAAUAACAGCCAAUACUGUACAAUUGGCAACACGUACACUGUACAAAUAUCUCUCCGAUAACACCGUUCCGCUCUAUCAACUCUUGCACUGGCGUCUCGUUCCGGGCUUGCACUGGGUUUAACAGUUCAGGACUGACUUCACACACUAGGCUCGUUGUGUCGGACUCGAUCGCAGACCAAGAUCAAGACGCCAGUCGUCUCAACUGUACUUGACAGUACUCUGCACUGAACCGUCGUAAUGCUCCGUACAGAACCACACCGCUGAACUGUGCUGUAGUCGACCGGACUGUAGUGAACCGGGCUCUGAACCGUCUUGACUGCGUCACCUCCGCUCUUAUAUAGGGUCCCUACUGGCCUUCUCGAACCGGACAGAACGCCGCUCGACGUUUCUAGGUGGUCAGAUGACUAUAACUCUCGUGACGCUCCUGAGCUCUGUUCACGACGGCGAUCCUUCCCGAACUGUCCUGUUGACACUCGACUCGGCUGACAGUCGUAACUCGUCACGGUUGACCGCUCGUCUAGCGCUGGCCUGGGGCGAUUUGCAUCGGCUGACUACACACACACCACUACCCCUCUCUGUGCCACCACCAAGUUUAUAACAAUAUUAUAUUCAUGAUAAAGUAAUAUAGUUAUCCAGUUUUCAGCUGCUUUCUAUGCAAUGGCAUAUCAAGAUUUUGGUGAUGAGUAAUUCUGUAGCUAAUAUAGUUUUCUGUGCUGUUACUUGAGACUGCUUGUUGAAUAUUAAUUUUGUGUCUAAAUGGAUUCACACCUUAUCAUUCAAGACAAUUCUAUCUUCGUUCUAUUUUUAGGGCUAUAAGGUGCCCAUUAGUCAGGGGCUGCCUUUAUGAUACUGUGUUCAUUGUGUCCUUGGAACUUAAGUUAGGUACUUAUGAAUGUGAAAUUGGUACAAUUGUUUUAAGGGGAAUGCAUCUAAAAUUGUACACAAUGCUAGUGAUGCAAGUCCAAUUUUUCCAAACCCAAUUUUUUACAUUUUGUGUUGCUGUAAUAUGGGCAUAUACUUUCUUUUGUAAACCACUUCCUCUUGACAAUUUAGUGUUCUUUAGUUGCAUAGCCUGUCUUGUGAUGUUAUAGUUUCAUGGAAUUAAUUUUUUUUAUGCAGUUUUUUUUUUUUAAAUAACAUGUUUGGAAAGUUAUGUGCAUGGUCAUGGCAACUAGUAAACCUUUGUAUUAUUAAUGAAUUGCCAGUUGAAAUUUAAAUGCUGUUUAACUUUUCAUGAACAUAUAAUUGUGUGAAUUCACAAUCUAUAUCCACAUGUUCUUGUUGCAUAUUUUUUUUUCUGAAUUUCAUAAAGGUUGUGCUAGUAAUUGAAACAUAAGUAUUAACAUUAUAAAGCAUUAUAUUUGUAAGUAUUCUUCUUGAACAUAUA